Molecule: messenger RNA, 936 nt
Organism: Cryptococcus amylolentus CBS 6039
Lineage: Eukaryota; Fungi; Basidiomycota; Tremellomycetes; Tremellales; Cryptococcaceae
Exons: 11
Coding region: 1-936 (311 amino acids)
Source: RefSeq, a predicted model, not a curated record
AUGUCAACAACGAUUGACGAUGUAGAUGGGCGUAUCGGCUAUGUGGGCACUUCAUGGAGCACCAACCAUACUGACGACUCAUUUACCGAGGACUACUAUGAUGGCACCUUCCACUCAUCCACCACAGACGGAGAUUACGCAAUGGUUGUAUGGUAUGGCAAAGAUGUACAGAUCCUAGGGGGAAGGCGUCCAAAUCAUGGCAUCUACGGUGUUGUUGUUGACUCUGGAGAUAUACAGUACUACUCUGGCUAUUCAAAGAACUCAUCACUGCAACAAGUCUUAUACGCAUCCAGUGGUCUGGAAGAGGGAGAUCACACCUUGAAGAUCAGCAAUGAGAAUUCAAGGAAUGUGGAUCAGUAUCCAACUUACACCUGGCUAGACAUUGAUGCUGUUUCUGUCAAUGGAGAGCUUAAGACUGCCACCACCAUAUCCACCUCAAGCAGCUCCAGUUUUAAGACUGCUACCUCUUCCAAGGUUAGCAGUUUGAGUUCCAGUGUUGCCACCUCAGCAGCUGUUUCCUCUGCUACAAUCUCACAGACAGCAUCUGCUUCUGAUCAAGUGACAUCAACUAGUUCAUCAAGUACCUAUAGGCAAGAAACAAGUAGCAAGACCCUGUCCUCAUCCAAAACCUCAUCACCAACUUCAACCUUGUCCAGCACUUCUGUCAAUAUAGCCCAGUCAUCUGACCCCUUGCAGUCCACAGGGACACCUGCAACCCAAUAUAUCUCUACAACAAGUGGCAAUCAGCCUGGGACUACCGCUGCUAGUGAUGAAGGAUCCACAAUUCACAGAACAACAACUGUAGCAGUUUCAGCAACUGUUAUUGCAGUCGCUCUCAUUGUCAUCAUUACCAUUGCUGGGCUGUGGUUUUGGAAGAGAAGGAGAAGAAGACUUCAGGCUGAGGAAGAGGACUAUCUUCAACCUGCCUGGCAGUAA